AUGCAUCAGAAUAAUUUAAUUCAACAUACCUUGAACAAUUCUCAAUCGAAUUUAAAUCAUCAUCAUCAAAAUCAUCAAAAUCAUUCUAAUUCUCAUUCUCAUCAACCUAUCAUUAAUCAAUCACCUAAUUCGUCAAUCAAACGUAUCAAAACAGAUGAAGAUGAUUUAGAAUUACUUGCAAAGAAGAAGAAAAAUGCAGAUGCUCAAGCUGCUUUUCGUUUACGUCGUCAAACUUACAUAAAAAGUUUAGAAGACACUGUGACUGAACUACAAAAUGCGGUAAAGGAAAUGGAAGUCUUGGUAAAAACGGCUAACCUUGAAGUUAAGAUCAAAUGUGAACAAGUUUCAUAUUUAGAAAAUAAAAUUAAACAAAACCAAAAUGGAAUCUCAUCAAGCAACAAUCCAUCAAGUUCACAUUGUACUUGUUGUAGAUUCUCAACCACUUACACUUCAUCCACCACCACCACCCCAAAGUUUCUAAACCAACAAAACAGUUCAUCAAACAACCCAACAAGCAACAACAACAACACAUCUAAUACUAACUCGGCUAAUAAUAAUCCUAGUUCAUCAAUAGCAAAUCAUUCGAUCUUAAACUCGGCUCCUCAUACUCCAAACACUUUGGAAGCUCAAUCAAAUGAAUGGUCAACAGCUUCAACUUCUCAUAGACCUUAUCCUUCGAUCAUCACAUCUUCUUCGCAUCAUCAACCAUCUUCAUCUCCAUCUCAUUUACUUCAAGAUUCAAGACAUUCGAGUAAACUAGAACCUAAUCGUCUCUAUGAUCAAGGAACAUCAAGUUGA
Molecule: messenger RNA, 798 nt
Organism: Melampsora larici-populina 98AG31
Lineage: Eukaryota; Fungi; Basidiomycota; Pucciniomycetes; Pucciniales; Melampsoraceae
Exons: 4
Coding region: 1-798 (265 amino acids)
Biological process (GO): regulation of DNA-templated transcription
Molecular function (GO): DNA-binding transcription factor activity
Source: RefSeq, a predicted model, not a curated record